This is a messenger RNA of Lolium perenne, 1172 nucleotides long. RefSeq lists its product as uncharacterized. The record is from RefSeq and is a predicted model, not a curated record. Lineage: Eukaryota; Viridiplantae; Streptophyta; Magnoliopsida; Poales; Poaceae.
AUGCAGGGCGAUAUGCCGAUGCUGCGCUACUUCGCCCGCCUCAAGGAGUACGCCGAUCAGCUGGCCGACCUCGGCUUCCCCGUCGACGACAAGGCCCAGGUGAUGAACAUGUUUCGCGGUCUCAACCCGCGCUACUUCUACGCCAUUCCCAUCCUCACCAUGCAGCUGCCGUUCCCGUCGUUCCUCCGCUGCCGUGCCUUCCUCAUCCUCGAGGAGUCCCGCCUCAACAUGGCCGCUGCUCCACCAUCUGAUGUUGCCCUGCACGCCAGCCGUGCACCACCUAGCGGCCACAACACCAGCGCCCCCACCAACGUCACCACCAACGGGGGCGCCGCACGCACUGGCAACGGCAACGGCAACCGCAACCGCAGAGGCAAAGGCAAGGCCGUGCAGACCGCUGGCGACUCCGGCGGCUCCUCCAGCGGAUCCUCCUCCACUGGCGGCCCAACUGUUGGUCGCAUCGUCCAGAUGCCUGCACCAACCUCCAACCCGUGGACCGGCAUGGUCCAUGCAUGGCCCAUGCCUUGGCGCCCGCACGCUCCAGGUGCUGGUGUUCUUGGCCCGCGCCCUGGCGCCCCUUCGCCCUUCGCCGGCCACGCCGCACAUCAGCAGCCGUUCGCCGGCCACGUCGUGCAGCAGCAGCAGCCGCCGAUGCAGCCCUCGGCCUCGCCCUACUACAACGGCCCCACCUGGGACCAGGCCGCCCUGGUGCAGGCCCUGAACAACAUGAGCAUCCAACAGCAGCAGGCGCCGCCGGCACCCACAGGCGAGUGGUACCUCGACACGGGCGCGUCUUCGCACAUGUCCAACAACCCCGGAUCGAGCAACCAGGACGGUGAUCCUCCGAUGUAAUUCUGGCGGCGACCUGUACCCUGUUCGUGUGUCCCCGCCCUCCUCCAUCAGCCUCCACGCCACCGCAGUCUCUGCUGAUGUCUGGCACCAGCGCCUCGGCCACCCUGGACGCACCACGCUCUCCCGCGCCCUCCGCUACAUAGCGCCUAGCUCUAGUUCAGUAGAUGUGCCCGCGCACACUUGUCAUGCUUGCCAAGUAGGAAAAAAUGUUAGGUUUCCAUUUUCCGAUUCUCAGCAUGUUUCAUAUUUCCCAUUUCAGCUUGUACAUUGUGAUAUUUGGACCUCGCCAGUGUUAAGUUCAUCAGGCUAUCAAUAUUACC